AUGCCGCCAGUUGGAGCGCCCGCCGCCAGCGCGGCUCCCGGAGCAGCUCCAGCGACCGGCGCGCCUCCCGGGGGCGGCAGCGCUCCGUCGCCGUCCCCGCCUGCUCCCUCGAUCGCGCGCGACGACUCCAAAUCGCCCGCCGUCGUGAGGAUCCUGCACUCGAACCACGCGCAUCGCAGCAUUCAUGCACAACACACGCACCGAGUUUUGAUGUCUCUAUUCGAUGGGUCGCGGAGCGCCGCCCAUGCACGCGGCGGGUCGCGGGGGGCCUAUAGGCGCGCCUCCCAUAGGCGGUCCCCCGCAGCCCCCCGGCGGCGGUUUGUUGCCCGGCCCUGCAGGCCGCGGACAGGUAAACACUUCUCCGCACCUCCCGACCUCUUCCUCUCCCAUCCCCUUCCCUCCACUCCCCCCGUUCCACCCCCUACCUCCUUUCCUGCUCUUACACUGUCUUUAUUCACAUCAUCCGACCCCGCUCGCCGCUCAUUGCAGUAUGAGCCGCCAGGAGCGCCAGGCGCACCGGGAGCGCCGGGAGCGCCGCCGGGCGCGCCGGGCGUGGGAGCGCCGCACCUGCCGCCGGCGCCAGGGCGCGCUCAGCCGCCGCCGCAGCAGCCGCCAGGGCAAGCCCCUCCGGGACAGCAGCAGGCGCAGGGGCAAGGACCGCCGGGAGCGCCAGGCGCGCCGGGAGCACUGGGCGCGCCAGGAGCGCCAGGAGCGCCAGGCGCGCUGGGAGCGCCGGGAACAGCGGCAGCAGGGGCGACGGGGCCAGGCGGACCUGCUCCCCCCGGCGCUCCCUAUGGCGCUCGCCCUGGCGGCCCCCCGCUUCCCCCUGGUGCCCCCCCUCAGGUGCGCGCGCCCUCUGCUCGCGCGCUCACUUCGCCCCCUCACUUGCGUCCUUCCCCUCCCUCAAUCCCCUCCUCCAUUCCCUCAUUCCCUCCCUCCCUCGGUCUCCCUUCUUUCUCGGGGCACUACGCCUCUCCCCAGCAGCAGUUUCGCCCGGCGUACCCAGGCGCUCCUCCGCCGCGCCCCUUCCCCCCGCUCCCCCCCAACGCUCCGCCCGGCCACCUUCCCCCCUACGGCGCGCAAGGGCACCCCCCACAGUACCCGGGGCAGCACCAGCCUCACCCGCAGUACCCCGGCGCUCCCGGUCAGCCCCCCCAAUACCCCGGCCAGCAGCAGCAGCAGCCGCCGCCGCAGCAGCAUCAGCAGCAGCCGUACCCGUCCUACCCCCCCAUGCCCGGCCACAUGCCCGCCCCCGGAUCCUACCCCCCCCAGCAGCACCCGCCCCAGCAGCACCCGCACUGGCAGAUGCCCGGCGCGCCUGCGCCAGGGCAGGGGGGGCCUGGCGCGGGAGGGGCGCAGGCAGCAGCGCAGGGCGCGCCUGGGGGAGCAGCCCCGGCUGCUACCACUGCUGGAGGGGUGCCCCUCCCCCAGAUGCCACCUCCCGCCACAGCAACGCCCGCCCCCGCGGCCACACAGGCCGCACCUGGCGGAGGCGCAGCUGCCGGCCCAGCGGGUGGCAGCAGCAGCGGGGGGGGAGCGGCGGCGGAGUGGCAGGAGUUCACGACUCCGCAGGGGCGCAAGUACUUCUUCAACAAGCGCACUCAGCAGUCCAGCUGGGAGAAGCCCACCGACCUCAUGACUCCCAGCGAGCGCGCGGACGCCACAACGGUAUGGAAGGAGUUCACGACAGCGGAGGGGCGGAAGUACUUUUUCAACAAGCACACCAAGCAGAGCACGUGGACCAUCCCCGCUGACCUCAAGUGGCGCCACCAGCAGCACCCUUGCUUGUGUGUGUCUGCACUUCUCCUCACUCCAUGCAACCUUGUGUCUCCCUCUGCCUGCCUGCAGGCCGCACGAGAGAGAGCUGCUGCAGAGCAAGCAGCAGCGGCAGGCAACGCGGCACCUCCCACCGCCGCCGCCACUGCUGCUACUGCUGCCGCUGCCACCCCUGCUCUCCCCGCAGCGCCUGUGACACCAGUAGCACCAGUCAUGUCAGGAGUGCCUGCAGCAGCAGCACCAAUGGCUACCGGGAUACCCCCCCUGCCGGGCGUCCCUCCACCUGCUGCCGCACCAGGGCAAGCAGCACUGGGGAUGGCAGCAGCAGGGGCCGUCCCUCCUGCUGCGUACGCGUACACGCCUCCUCUCCCGGGGAUGGCGCCGCUGGUGCCAGGAGCAGGGCCGCUGGGAGCUUCCCCUGUGCCGCCUGCUGGUGUUCCUCUGCCUGCUGCUGCUGCCCUCACCCCGCCUCUUCCAGCUGCUGCGGCCGCCACACACGCACAGGCGCAACCCGCUCAAGCUGCACCAGAGGCCAUGGCGGCACCAGGAGUGAGCAAGAUCAACAUCACGCCCAUUACGGAACCCAAGCCGCCCCCGGCUCCUGUGGGCGAGCCUGUCUAUGCCACCAAGCAGGAGGCGAAGGCGGCGUUCAAGGAGCUGCUGGAGGCGGUGGGGGUGACGUCGGAGGGCACGUGGGAGCAGACGAUGAAGAAGAUCAUCAGCGACAAGCGUUAUGGGGCGCUCAAGACGCUGGGGGAGAGGAAGCAGGCCUUCAAUGAGUACAUAACGCAGCGCAAGAAGCAGGAGGCGGAGGAGAAGCGGCAGAGGCAGAAGAAGGUGCGCGAGGACUUCAUCGCCAUGCUGGACGAGUCCAAAGAGCUCUCCUCCUCCAUGCGCUGGCAAAAAGCGGCGGCGCUAUUUGAGAAGGACCUGCGGUGCGUGGCGGUGGAGUCGGAGAGGGAGAGGGAGGAGCUCUUUGACGACUACCUUGUUGACCUCGUCAAGAAGGAGAAGGACCGAGUGAGGGAGGAGAGGAAGCGCAACAUGGCGGAGUUCAAGCACCACCUCCACACGUGCGCCUAUGUCACCUCCGCCACACACUACCGCAAGGUGCAGGACCGGUUGGAGGAGCAUGAGAGCUGCGCCAAGCUCGAUAAGAUCGACCGCCUUGAAGUCUUCCAGGAAUUCAUUCGUGAGCUGGAGAGGAGGGAGGAGGAGGAGAGGCAGCAGAAGAGGGAGCAACAGCGGCGGCAGGAGCGCAAGAACCGCGAUGGCUUCAGGCGGCUGAUGGACGAGCACAAGGCGGCGCUCACCCUCACCGCUCGCACUCGCUGGCGCGACUAUGUCAACGUGGUGAAAGACGAGCCGGCAUACAUGGCAGUGGCAGCCAACUUGGGGGGGUCGACGCCCAAGGAGCUCUUUGAAGACGUUAUUGACGACCUCGACAAGCAGGUGGGCGCUGCUGGGACUGGUGGCCCCCAACCUGUUAUAACAUGCCGUGUGUUCCUUCCGCCGCUGCCGCUGCUUCGGCCCCAUCCCUGCCUCCCCCCUCCCCUCGUCUCCAUUCCUUCUCCCCCUCUUUCUUCCCCCCUUUCCCCCCCUUCCCCCAUUCCCCCCCAGGUGGUGGUGACGUCAGCGACCACCUUCGAGGCGUUCAAGGCUGCUCUAGGCUACGCCCCUCCCGCUCCUCCUCCCCCUGCCCUCGCUGCUGCUGAUUCUGCCGCUGAUGCUGGUGCUGGCACGGCAAUUAAGGAGGAGGCAAAGGAGGAGGCGAAGGAGGAGGGGAAGGAGGGAGAUGUGGACAUGAAUGGAGUGAAAGAGGAGGGGGGCGUGAAGAAGGAAGAUGGGGUUACAGAGGAGGGGGCGAAAGAGGGAGAGGGAGAGGGGGCAAAGGUGAAGGAGGAGCCUCAGGAGGAGGGCAAGGGGGACGGCGAGGUGGGUGCUGCUGAGGACAACAAGUCAACAGUCAAGCCAGAGGAGGGCGAUAAGGCAGUGAAGCAGGAGGAGCAAGCGGAGGAGGGCGACGGGAAGGGCGGCGAGGGCAAGGAGGGCAAGGAGGCGAUGAAGCUGCCGCCACCGCCACCGCUGCCACCGAAAGCUGAUGAGUCGACUCCUAAGGUCGCCGAUAUGAGCCUCAAGAUAGUGUGGGAGGAUCUGGUGGAGCGGGCAGUGGAGAGGGAGGAGAAGGAGGCGCGGCGCAAGAAGCGGCUGGCAGAGGACCUGGCGGACGCGCUCAGGGGCGUCAAGGGGCUCUCAGGGAGCACCACUUGGGUCGAGGCGAAACCGCUCGUCCAGUCACUACCGGAAUACAAGUAUGUAGUACUUACAGCGUCCAUGGUUGCCCGUGGUUGCAGGUGGUAG
Messenger RNA from Closterium sp. Naga37s-1, 4137 nucleotides. NCBI's taxonomy places the organism in Eukaryota, Viridiplantae, Streptophyta, Zygnematophyceae, Desmidiales, Closteriaceae. The record is from the annotation of a GenBank genome assembly.